AUGAACGGCUUUGCCUCCGAGGAGGUGACCCAGCGCGGGGCGGACCCCGCCGCCGCCGCCACCGCCGCGGUGGUGAGCAAUGCGGGCUCCGCCGUGGAGGUGCCGCCGCCGCCAGCGCCGCCGGGGCUCGCUCCGGCCGCCGCCGCGGGCUCGGCGGGCGCCGGGGGUGCGGGCGGCCCCGGGGCCGGGCAGCUGUGCUGCCUGCGGGAGGAGGGGGAGCGGUGCGGCCGCGCCGCCGGCAACGCCAGCUUCAGCAAGCGGAUCCAGAAGAGCAUCUCGCAGAAGAAGGUGAAGAUCGAGCUGGACAAGAGCGCAAGACAUCUGUAUAUUUGUGACUUCCACAAAAACUUAAUUCAGAGUGUGAGAAACAGAAGAAAGAGGAAAGGCAGCGAUGAUGAUGGUGACUCACCAGUGCAAGACAUCGACACUCCAGAGGUUGAUUUAUAUCAGUUACAAGUAAACACACUUCGAAGGUACAAAAGACACUUCAAGCUACAGACCAGACCGGGACUUAACAAAGCACAGCUCGUUGAAAUAAUUGGCUGCCAUUUUAGGACAAUUCCUGUGAACGAAAAGGACACCUUAACAUAUUUCAUCUAUUCGGUGAAGAAUGAAAAGAACAAACCAGAUCUAAAGAUGGAUAGUGGGGUUCAUUAGAUGGAAAAGGUUGGGACUGAGACUCAGGCCGCAAAUCAAAAGACUGAGGGUUUUUGUUGAUAUGCAAAAGCUUUCUUUGUAACUUUUUUCCUCCCCAGAGAGUUUGUCUCUGUUUUAUUUUUCAUAACCUUGCUGAUUUGUUUGAAAACCGUCUCUUAUGAAACAAAUUUCCUCAGCAAAAGUAUUUUAAAUAAAUAUUGCUGAUAUUGUUGCUCAA
This is a messenger RNA of Gavia stellata (red-throated loon), 874 nucleotides long. It is a transcript of the gene SAP30, whose product is annotated as Sin3A associated protein 30. Gene Ontology annotation, molecular function: protein binding; transcription coregulator activity. Gene Ontology annotation, cellular component: histone deacetylase complex. The transcript is spliced from 4 exons. NCBI's taxonomy places the organism in Eukaryota, Metazoa, Chordata, Aves, Gaviiformes, Gaviidae. Gene Ontology annotation, biological process: regulation of DNA-templated transcription. The coding region runs from base 1 to 657 and encodes 218 amino acids. The record is from RefSeq and is a predicted model, not a curated record.